Talaromyces atroroseus is the source of this 1539-nucleotide messenger RNA. RefSeq lists its product as hypothetical. The record is from RefSeq and is a predicted model, not a curated record. Lineage: Eukaryota; Fungi; Ascomycota; Eurotiomycetes; Eurotiales; Trichocomaceae. Gene Ontology annotation, molecular function: acyl-CoA dehydrogenase activity; flavin adenine dinucleotide binding; heme binding. The coding region runs from base 1 to 1539 and encodes 512 amino acids. The transcript has 3 exons.
AUGCCGCACGCCGCCGUGACCCGAGCCGAAGUCGCCAAACACAACACGGCCGAAGACUGCUGGGUGAUCAUCGACCACAAAGUCUACGACCUCACAGACUUUCUCGAUGCGCACCCCGGCGGCAAUGUGGUUCUCACCCAAGUCGCCGGCAAGGACGCCACGACCGACUUCUACCAGCUCCACCGCCAGGAAGUCCUAACCAGAUACCAAGACCUAUGCAUAGGGACAAUAGAAGGCGAAACGCCCGAGGUCAUCGAACAGACACCCGGCGAACUGAGUGCCGUGCCCUAUGCAGAGCCUCUCUGGCUGCGGCCGGAGUUCAGUAGCCCUUACUUCAAGGAUAGUCAUCGUCGUCUGCAAAAGGCAAUCCGCGAGUUUACCGACAAAUACGUGACUCCGGAAGCCCAGCAGAAGGAGAAGGAUGGCACGUAUAUUAGCCAAGAGCUGAUUGAUCGCAUGGCGGAAGCCAAUGUUCUUGCUAUGCGACUGGGGCCGGGAGAGCAUCUGCACAACCGCAAAUUGCUGGGUGGUGUCGUGGAUGGCAAAGAAUUCGAUGCCUUUCAUGAUAUGAUUGUGGCCCAGGAGAUGGUUCGAUCAAGUGCACGAGGCUACCAAGAUGGCAACAUGGCAGGCAUGGCUAUCAGCUUGACGGCCGUGAAGCAAUGGCUGAGAAAUAAACCCCUCAAAGAUCAGCUUUUAGAAGAAGUGCUCUCCGGCAAGAAGAAAAUGUGCCUCGCCAUCACAGAGGCAUUUGCAGGCUCCGACGUUGCCGGGCUUCGCACCACAGCUGAGAAGACUCCCGAUGGCAAAUACUACAUUGUCAACGGAACCAAGAAGUGGAUUACAAACGGCAUGUUCUCAGACUAUUUUGUGACUGGAUGCCGCACCAAGAAAGGAUUCUCCGUGCUCUUGAUUCCGCGCGGCGAAGGGGUCGAUACCACCAUCAUCAAGACAUCGUACUCCACAGCCGCAGGCACAGCCUUUGUGCAGUUCGACAACGUGAAAGUGCCUGUUGACAACCUGCUGGGCGAGGAAGACAAGGGCUUUGUGGUCAUUAUGAGCAACUUCAACCACGAGCGGUACAUGAUGGCAGCUGCGGUGAUUCGUAUGUGUCGUGUGAUUGUCGAAGAGUGUCUGAAAUGGUGCAACCAGCGCAUCGUCUUUAAAAAGCCAUUGAUCGAGCAACCAGCGAUUCGUCAGAAACUCGCCAAAAUGAUCUCCCAAGUAGAAGCAAACCAAGCCUGGCUAGAAUCUCUCACGCACAACAUGUGCCAAAUGAACUACGCCCAACAAGCCAAACACCUCGCCGGCCCAAUCGCCCUGCUUAAAUCCCACUCAACCCAAUGUGCCGGCGACAUCGCCAGCGCUGCAACUAACAUCUUUGGCGGUCGUGGUCUGACCCAGUCCGGUAUGGGUAGGACCAUUGAGAACUUCAACAGGUCGUACAAAUUUGAUUCUAUCCUUGGUGGGACGGAGGAGAUUCUGGCCGAUUUGGGGGUCAGACAGGCUGUGAAGGGCUUUCCGAAAGCUAUGUUGUAA